Messenger RNA from Uloborus diversus, 2404 nucleotides. RefSeq lists its product as uncharacterized. The transcript is spliced from 10 exons. The record is from RefSeq and is a predicted model, not a curated record. NCBI's taxonomy places the organism in Eukaryota, Metazoa, Arthropoda, Arachnida, Araneae, Uloboridae. The coding region runs from base 295 to 2142 and encodes 615 amino acids.
UGUUAGUUCCUCGGACGCGCUUUUCUGGCAAAGGUGAAACAGAAAACCUCCUCCCCUUUGUGUUUCUCUUUUAUUUAUAUUCUUUUAAUCACGCUCGCGCAGUAAAUUCGGUAGUGUAAAUAAUUUAACAAUAGCAUAUUUAAAUUUUUGUUGGAAAAAGAGAAGAUUUACUUGCAAGGAAAUAUUUUUGGAACUUCAACUUCGGAAUUUUUUUUAAUUGAGAAUAAUCUUUACAGUUCGUACCUUUUCUCUGACAUAUGCGUGUUAUGCUAACAGCAAUUAAACAAAGCUAAAAUGCCGAAAGUUAGUGCAAGAAGUCCCAGUUUGACAAGUCAGGAGAGUUGUUCAGCAGUGAUUAUAGCCGAUUUGGUCGCAGAUGUGCCCAUUGUUGAUGACUCGCACAUUAUAAACAGGAGACCCUCCGGACCGAAAGAUAAAAAAGAUGCUAAACACGGCUAUAACGGACCGGCUGAAGAAACUUUUUCCCCAGCAGUUGUCAACGUAGGUUCUAUGGAAACUGUCAAUAUGCAGUCUGCGAGGAAUGGCGGGGGCAUAUCAAAAGGAGUUAUUUUAAAUGCAACACAAUUCGGACCGGCCGAAACACGACUUAAAUUAGACAGUGAAAAGAAAGAGAAAGAUAUAGCUUUAAGCCCUGUGUCACCAAUGCAAGUGUCCCAAGUGCCUGAAUCUACGAAAGAAGAUAUUAUGUCUGGUUUUAGUGAGAUGUCAUUAUCAAGGAAAAUUGCAUUUGGAGCUUCAUUUUUACCUUCCAUCCUCUUUGUGUUAUGUUUUGCCGUUAUACUGCCUUGUCAAAAGCCCGUGCCUUGCAUCGAAGAAAAGUUUCGUCUCAUACUGAAUGACACAGAUGUAUCAAGACUUAGGAUUCCAAAUAAUAUUGUCUUCACAUAUAAAAAUAACUUGGAAAAUGGAGCGAUGAGUAUUGAUGAAAAUGGUGAAGAGCUUUGGAAAACACAAAUGAAGGAAUCUGCUAAUUUUAUUGAAUGUGGAAAUUUUGCGUCACCAGACAGAAAAGAUUGCCUUGUUAUGGAUAAGUCUGGCGUUUUGUACCUCUUUAAUGAACUUGAUGGAAAACUAAUAUGGACUAGAAGCAUAACUGCUGGACAUGAAGCCGUACCUCAUCCAGCAUUUUUUCCAGAUUGCGAUGGUAAAGACGUUCCAGAAAUAGCAUUGGCUGUGUCAAAGGACAAAGUUAGAAUUUUAUCCCAAAUAAACAAAGUAUACGAUGUAUAUAUUCCUCGAUGUGAUACUAAUCCGUCCAGAUUGACAUCUUGGGGAAAUGACACGGCAGAUUUAAUUUUUAUUUGCCAGAAAGGAGAGAAAGAAGUAUUAAACGUUGCAAAGGAUUUAUGUUCCCGUAACGUAAGAGUGCCACAGAUCCUUUCCAGAGAAAUUGGUGAUUUAAGCAAAGGGAAAAUUUUACCAACCAAAGAUGGAUUGGCAGUGUGGAUUCAAGACGAAGUGACCUUUUACGAUUUUAACUAUAACCCAGUAUGGACUGUUUCAACUGAACCUCAUUCCAACAAAAACCGAUUUCUUCUUUACGGAAAAUUUCACACUGUUGGGAGACAGCUUGCGCUUUUUAGCAGCGACCUUAAUUCCCGGUUUUUGGCAACGAGGUUGGAUAUUGAGAACGGAAAUACAACAUGGACAAAAUCCAUUAAGAACACUGAGGCAUCUGACGUAUCUCACGUUGAAGGGAAGCAGAAAGAUUUUGCCGUAGUAGUAAUGAAGAAGGUGAAAAAUCAGGACGAUAUCACUACCGAAGCCGUAGCAAGAAUAAAUAGUGUGUCGACAACAAUUGUUUCCUUUAUAGCUAAUGAAGAAAUCAACUUUCAUGUGCUGAAUGGAACUGGUGACUCACUCGUGGAAGAAAUUUCAAUUAUGGAGUUAGAUGGAAAAGAAGAUGGACUCAUCAUAGAUAAAAAAGAAAUUUUGGCACCAAAUGGCCCAAUGCAUGAAUCAACCAUUUUGGUGAAUGUACAAGAAAGCGACAAAAGGCCUUUGACGAUAUUUGUAGUGCAAAAGUCGAAAGAUAACCAAGUGAAAAAAUCUAGUAUUCGCAGUAUUAGAAUUGCCAACUGGGAUUCAUCUACAGAAGAAUUCGAUUGCAUCACGAAAUAAAACCGAUUAAUAUUCAUCAAAUUUGAUUAUAAAUAUGUCACAAUAAGUGAACAAAUUUCAGAAAACUGUCAGACUUGUAUAUACAUGUUUUCUUGUUCAAGAAUGUCAGCCUAGUUCGUUCAAGAAUGUCAGCCUAGUUCAAAAACUGCUUUUCACUGUUUUGUAACUUAUAAUUUUAAGUAUACCCAACGUUUCAAUGAAGUUUUCAGUAUUUUAUAGACAUGUUAACAUUUUAAAAAAUAAAAUACCCAUGUUUUAUGAA